This is a messenger RNA of Nelumbo nucifera (sacred lotus), 1767 nucleotides long. RefSeq names its product binding to TOMV RNA 1L (long form) (gene BTR1L). The record is from RefSeq and is a predicted model, not a curated record. Gene Ontology annotation, molecular function: RNA binding. Lineage: Eukaryota; Viridiplantae; Streptophyta; Magnoliopsida; Proteales; Nelumbonaceae.
CAUGAUUGGAAAUCAAUACUAGAGGCGGUUCUUCGGCAACGAGCACACGCUCCGAGUCAAAACAAAAAAGAGAGAAAAGCGAGCCAAGGCACAGACGCUGAACGUUGAAGAAACACACAAGCACACGCACCUCUCUCUCUCUCUCUCUCUCUCUCCCCGACUGGAAGACAGAACAAAUAUCUGCUUUCUAUCUAAAAUUUUCGCUCAUUUUUAACCAUUCGAACAAUGCGAAUGGUCUGAUCCUCCCUCCCCCCCCCCCUCUCUCUCUUUCUCAGACAGUUAUUCCCCUAUAUCUAUCUGUAUAGUGAGAACACAAAGAAAAGAAGAAAGAAUGGAAUCACCAGAGUCGUCUUACGUUUCUUCUCCUGAUGUCGCGCCCAAGCGAUCCGUACCACCUAAAUCUCCGACUUCAGAUGACAAAGAGAAACAUACAUAUAUUAAAUUCCUUGUAUCCAAUGCGGCUGCUGGUUCUGUCAUCGGGAAGGGUGGCUCAACAAUUACUGAUUUUCAGUCACAGUCCGGGGCAAGGAUUCAAUUGUCACGCAAUCAUGAAUUUUUUCCAGGAACAUCCGACAGAAUAAUCAUGAUAUCUGGAGCAUUCAAUGACAUAAUCAAGGCAAUGGAACUGAUUUUAGCCAAAUUGCUGAGUGAGGCUCAUGCUGAAGAUGGCGAUGAUGCUGACCCUAAAUCAAAAGUGAGGCUUAUUGUUCCAAAUAGCUCUUGUGGUGGCAUUAUUGGAAAGGGUGGAGCUACCAUAAAGUCAUUUAUUGAAGAUUCCCAGGCAGGAAUAAAGAUAUCACCCCAGGAUCACAAUUUUAUUGGAUUGAAUGAUAGGCUAGUGACACUGACAGGGUCUCCAGAGGAACAGAUGCGGGCGAUAUAUCUGAUUUUGUCCAAGCUAACAGAAGAUGCUCAUUACUCACAAUCUAUGAACACUCCAUUUUCAUAUGCAGGUGUUAACUUCUCCGGUUUUCAUGGUAUUCCAUAUACAUACAUGCUUCCUUCUCUUGGAACAGUAGCAUACAAUGCAAUACACUUUGGACCAAAUGGCACGGGAGGAAAAUUUCAGAAUAACAAGGAAGAUCGAGGCAACUCUGUGACAAUUGGUGUUGCUGAUGAACAUAUUGGAGUAGUUGUUGGUCGUGGUGGAAGGAAUAUAAUGGAAAUUAGCCAGGUCAGUGGUGCCAGAAUAAAGAUAUCAGACCGAGGUGAUUUUAUGUCUGGGACAUCUGACAGGAAAGUUACAAUCACAGGGUCACAAGGAGCAAUACGUGCAGCUGAAGCAAUGAUAAUGCAGAAGGUUGCUUCUGCUGCUGAGAGGUGAUUGAUGCUUUCUUUGCGGCUCAGUAGUUUUAAGUUUUUUCCUUUGCUUUUGUUGAGAAUUUAUUUCGUGGACACUAGGCCAAGUUAGUUAUGAUUUUUUAUAGUGAUGAGUUUGGGAACUGUGUCCGCAUAUCUUACUUUCCUGACAUGUCAGUGAACUAUGAAAUCUGUGGUGAGGGAAGAAAAAAGGAGGAAAAAGGAACGAGUUUCAAUUGGGCCUGGUUUGGAUCUUCUGUUAACUUCUUUGUGGGCAUUUCUCUAUCAUAGGGAACAAACUCCUUUAGAUGCUAUAGAAGUUAAAAAGUCUAACAAGAUUCUAAAAAACAGUGGGCUGAGGCUGCUGUAACUGGUUUUGUAGACCAAUGUAACCGUAAUUAGAACAUAUCUCUCUGUAUACAAUUUUAAACUUUUUUAAGUGAUAUAUCAGUUUUGUACUCUAUCACA